Molecule: messenger RNA, 1281 nt
Organism: Paraglomus occultum
Lineage: Eukaryota; Fungi; Glomeromycota; Glomeromycetes; Paraglomerales; Paraglomeraceae
Source: the annotation of a GenBank genome assembly
AUGUUCUCGUCGUCUCAACGCUCAACCAACUCCGCGCUCCAACAGUCUACCUGGAACGGGAACGACAGCAUGGUGACCUCAGUGCCUGUUGAUUCUUCAGUUUCGCAAAUAUUAGAUUCACCCGCAGCUUUUCUCUACACAAAUACGGAUUCCUCAAGCGAGCCUACGCAAACUUUGAAUACGACUGUACGGUCACCGCUCGUUCCAAUAAAGCCUCUCAUAUCUCCACAAAAGGCUACUACAGAACUUAGAAUUCGACCUCAGACUACCGGUGAACGAUCUAAUGCAUCACAAGACAAAGUUUUAACAAUAGAAGAGCUUCGCAGCAUUGAAAACCUCCAUUCCGUAAACGCAACAGUUGAUGCGCCGUUAGAUGCCUCGAACGAUUCGAUACGUCCUUCCUUGAACACGGCUUUACCCUCACCAGCUGCUCCGGUACAAGCCGUGACGCCUCCACCCUCCAGGCCAAGGAGUGGUCGUAAACGGAAAGCCGAAAGUCCCGAAGAGAAAGAGGCCCGUGUCAAAGACAGGGUUCUUAGGAAUCGGGCCGCAGCACAGUUGUCUCGUAACAAGAAGCGACAGCAGUUGGUUGAUCUUGAAGAACAGAAUACGAUUCUGAGAAAAGAGCUUGCUGCUCAACGAGAAGAGAACGCUGCUUGUCGAGAGGAAAACGAGCGCAUGUCAAAACGCAUGCGAAUGCUUGAAGCGAAACUCGAAGACAUAGAGACAGAAUUUGAAAAAUUUCGGUCACAACAAUUACAGUCGCGACAAAACGUACUCCCAUCGCCCGAGAUAAUGGUAUCACACCCGCCGCUUGACGAUGUUCGCGGAUCAGCAGUAUCCGUCGUAACCUUGGAAAACAGUUCUCUUGUAUCUGGUAAUGGUAAGAAGGCUAUAGUCAAUGUCCGUACCCACUCUAACAAGUCAUUACCCGGCCGUUCCUAUAGAUUCGAACCAUCCAUGCAUGAGUGCUCCAAGUCCCUGCAGCGGAUCGUCAAGCUGAGGAGUCUUUAUCAGACGUUCUCUCAGCAGAUUUCUUACAGACAGAUGUUGAAGCCAAUUUUGAUGAUUUUGUUAGUUUUCCUGACAACGCUGAACGUUGGACAGAAGAACUAUUAUUAUCAAUGCUUGGACAAGAUUAAAAGGAUGGAAUUUGCUGACAACGUCGUUAUCUCGGAACUCAUGCGCCGCUUGCAAAAGCGUCGAUUGAGAUCGGUAAGGGGUAAACUCAGUCGCGGGGCCAAAUCCGGUGAAUACGAAUGGAGUAAAUACCCUCCCUAA